Calliphora vicina (urban bluebottle blowfly) is the source of this 2130-nucleotide messenger RNA. RefSeq names its product TAR DNA-binding protein-43 homolog (gene TBPH). The record is from RefSeq and is a predicted model, not a curated record. The transcript is spliced from 6 exons. Gene Ontology annotation, molecular function: RNA binding. Gene Ontology annotation, cellular component: chromatin; nucleoplasm. NCBI's taxonomy places the organism in Eukaryota, Metazoa, Arthropoda, Insecta, Diptera, Calliphoridae. The coding region runs from base 44 to 1732 and encodes 562 amino acids. Gene Ontology annotation, biological process: regulation of gene expression.
AAGAAAUUGUCUUGUCGUUUGCGGUUCUAAAUAUUAAUUAAUUAUGGAAUUUAUACAAGUAGUAGAAGAGGAGGGUGACGAUCCAAUAGAAUUGCCAGCAGAAGAUGAUAAAACAUUGCUGUUGUCUACAUUGCAGGCUCAGUUUCCAGGUGCAUGUGGCCUCAAAUACAUUAACGAAGAUACUAAAUGCUUUCGUGGAGUGCGCUCCAAUGAGGGUAAAUUCUAUGCGCCAUGCACGGAAACAGGCUGGGGCGCCAAUAUAUACCAUUGUGUUUUUCCCAAGGAAAAUAAACGCAAAAGUGAUGAUCAGCUGGAAAAUUCGACAGCUAAAACAAAACGCAUAGAGUCGAGAGCUCGUUGCACAGACCUAAUUGUAUUAGGACUGCCUUGGAAGACCACGGAUGAAAGUUUACGAGAGUAUUUUGAAACGUUCGGUGAAGUAUUAAUGAUUCAGAUAAAGAAAGAUCUCAAUUCGGGUCAGUCAAAGGGUUUUGGUUUUGUGCGUUUUGGUUCAUACGAUGUACAGAGUAGAGUUUUGUCUAGCAGACAUCUAAUUGACGGACGCUGGUGUGAAGUCAAAAUACCCAAUUCAAAGGGUAUAGUCCAUCAGGUACCUAGUAAGGUAUUUGUGGGACGUUGCACCGAAGAUAUUAAUGCGGAUGAUUUGAGGGAGUAUUUCUCAAAGUUUGGUGAAGUUACAGAUGUCUUUAUACCUAGACCAUUUCGUGCAUUUAGUUUUGUAACAUUUUUGGAUCCCGAAGUUGCGCAGUCACUGUGCGGUGAAGAUCAUAUUAUUCAAGGUGUUUCUGUGCAUGUAUCAAAUGCAUCUCCAAAGUCGGAACAAAUGCGCAACUCGAUGCAAAAUUUUCAGGGAGUUAGUGGUCGGAAUGUUACUGCAUCAAAUUCUUUAAUGGGUUCACAUCAGGAUUCAAUGAAUUAUGUUGAAGAUCGCGCCGGCGGAGUAGGUGGUGAUCAUCAGAGAAAUCCUUUUCGUAAUGCUGGACGUGGCGAAAAUAACGGCAUGAAUCAAAACGCUAUUAUGGGCAUGAGAGGUUUCGGCAUGAACACAAACAAUUACAGUGCUGGAGCCAACAAUACAUUUGUUAAUCCUAUGGGCAGUAAUAUGGGCAUGGGCAACAGCUCAGUUGGUCCUCCCAUGAAUCGUUCCGACAACAUGUCCGGACCCUACCCAAGAGGUAACCGUGGUAAUUAUGCAAAUAAUAAUCUUGUGAGCUCCCAUGGCCAUCAUGGCGGCAACAACAACGGCUGGAAUAACAAUAAUAACAAUCGAAAUUUAGAUAUGCCAAAUUUGCAGACAUUGGGAAUUAAUUCACAGGGCCCUAAUCAAUCGCCAGCUUCUCAAAACUUUAAUAAUUCGUUGGGCAUGGGACUGAACCUUAAUUCAUUGCCAAUGAAUCCAGCCAUUGUAGCAGCAGCACUUAAUCAAUGGAGUAUGUUGGGUAAUCAAUUACAAAAUCAACAUCAAGAUCAGACUGGCAAUUUUCUGUCGUGGAUGGGCAACAGCAAUAACAUGCAUGGCAAUAGCAUGCAUAGCAAUCACCCUAACAACAAAGUGACUAACAAUGGCAAUAGGUCACCCUCAGCGAAUCAACCGGCCGGUUCACCUCGCAAUGAAGCUUCACAUAAUGGCAAUGCGCCGAAUGUCUCUGCUAAAAACAACGGUUGGACCCGAACCAACCACUCUUUACCCGAAAAUUCCAGUUCAAUGUAAACAAUCUCUCAUCAUUACUCUUUUCGCUUAUUACCAAACAUUCCGGGUACCGAAUUAAAGCAUUCGUGAUCGAAUGAGCUAUCGUAUCAAAAUUAUAAUCAAAUGUAUUGUUUCUUGCUCGAUAUCGAAAUAAGUGAUAAUUCGGCCCCUGAUGUUGGUGAAAAAUUACCUCUAUUGGAGAAUGAUGGUCGAGAGCAGCAUGUAGACAAACACUCUCAUCUCCAUACUGGAAAUAAGUUGGGAUGCCAUGCGUUCGAGUGGAAUGAAUAACCUUAAUCAUGAACAUGUAGUGUUUAGUUCUAUUAUUAUAAGUAUAUAAGUGAAAACAACAACCAUUAUUUAAAAAAAUGUAUCUUUAAAAUAUUUUUAAAGUAAAAUGACCCGAUUAUCCACAAAUA